UUAAAUAGGCACAACUUGGGGAGAGACGCGCGCGAUUACAUCCCAAGUUUGUGUUGAAGUUUGAAUUAAAUAUUUCGUCGUGAGACAAUCCCAAUGGAAGUACAUUGUCGCUCGCGCUGUCUGUGCCACACUUCCCGGAGUCUAUCGCAGCUGCAACUCCCACGAAAUCACAAAGUGAACCCCCACAGAGUAUCUCCAGAAGCCCCCUGAGUUGGUUGUGCGUGAUUUGUGCGGUUCUGAGGAGCGAAGGAGAGGCUAAACGACCAAACUUAUUGCUUUUUUUUACCCCACACUGUGAUUUUAAAUUUGUUAAAUUAAAUUAAAUUAAUUUAAAAAAGACGAGAAAAACCGAAAGAUUUUGUGGCGGGAAAUCUGCUCUAGGCUAGAGAGAAAAUUUGUGUGCUUGAAAAAGUGGCUCAAAGUGUGAAGAUUCUUCUUCUUUUCCAACCAAAAAAAAAUCUUUCGGGAAAUUCGACUGCAGAUUUGCCAACAUGAACAACCUCAUCAUUUGCGUGAUCCUCGUUGCGUGCGUGAUCCUCGCAGCAAUGGCCAAGGAGAUUGAUCAGCACGACAGAGAUCUCGACACAGACUUCCUGCACAAAUUGAGCCGACGCAGACUCUGUGGCACAAAAUUGUCACAAACUCUGGCCCUUGUCUGUGAGAAUGAGUACAACACCAUGCAGAAGAAAUCCUUUGAAGAUGACGAUUACGCCUUUGCUGACCAACCCCAAACAAUUGAUGAUUUACCAAUGAAAGUACCGAAUUUGCCGCUAAUCAGUCGCCUUAUGGGCAACUCAAUGCGUCCAGCGAUGUUUCGACGCUUCCGCCGGCAGGGAAUUAUCGAUGAGUGCUGCAGGAAGAGCUGUACGUACAGCGAACUGAAGGGCUACUGCGGCAGAUAAGAGCCUUCCAUGGAGCGUUGACUGAGCCACACACCACCCGUCUCUCUCUUUCUCUCUUCUCUGCCAUUUCCGGCCCACCCCACACACACACACACACACAAACAUACCCCAACUCACAGUCUCUGCACACAGGGCAGGAAAGAUUUGUUAGACCCAAAAAGUUUGUAAAAGUUUGUCAAAAAAAUAGAUCAAUUUUGCAUUUGAAAAAAAAAUUGAUGGUUAAAUGUCUUUUUAAAAAAAAUUGUUUGAUAUCUGAGGCUGAAUAGUGAGUCGAAAGCUUUGAAAAAAAAUCUGAAAAGUUAGGGAAGAGAAUGUAUUAAGAAUGUAACUGAUGGAUUCUUCAAUUUAGCUGAAUUUCUUUACAUUGAAUCAAAUGGUGCAAAGAUGGUCCCAAAAUUGGACAAAUAUGGAAUAGGCUAUUGUCAGCAAAUUAUUUUUUUAGCAGUUAUACUUUUUUGUCAGAUAAUUAAUAAUUUUCGUGGAAAAUAUUUCUUUUUCACUGAUAAAAGUAAUAUUUUUUUAUUAGUAAACUUUCAUUAUUUCUUCAGAAAGCUUUUAAUUCUUUUGUCAGCAAAUAUUUGUUGAUUCAGCAAAUUAUUAAUAUUUUGCUGAAAAAUUCAAAAUCUUUGUCAGCGAAUAUUUAUUGAGCCAGUAAAUCAUAAAUAUUUUGCUGGAAAAUUAAAAAUCUUUGUCAGCAAGCUAAAAAGCUUUGUCAGCAAAUAUUUGUUGAUUCAGCAAAUUAUUAAUAUUUUGCUAGAAAAUUAAAAAUCUUUGUCAGCAAGUUUUUAAAAGUUUUGUCAGCAAAUUAAAAAGCAUUGUCAGCCAGUUAAGAUUUUUUUUUAGCAAACUGAUUAAUGCUAGCAAAACAGGGAUCAGAAAAAUACAUAAUUUGAUCAAAUUCAUUUUGCUGAAAACUUUAGAAUUCAGUGAUAAUUUGUCAGCAAGUAGCUGAAAUGUAAGAAACAAAUAUUCUGCUUUAGAUGCUGUAAGAAAAAUAUCAAAAAAAUAAUAAAUCAUAAAUUUUCAAUUGAAGAAUUCAGAAAAUUUCAGUUUUAGCGUGAAACUUUGACAAACCUUUUACAAAUUAUUUGGCCAACUGCUGCUGUGUAGUGAUCUUUUUUUUUUAUCCUUUUUUAUGGUAAUUAUUUUAAAAGUAAAAGAAAAUAAAUUAUAAAUUAACCGCUGUCAUAA
Molecule: messenger RNA, 2093 nt
Organism: Lutzomyia longipalpis
Lineage: Eukaryota; Metazoa; Arthropoda; Insecta; Diptera; Psychodidae
Product: LIRP-like
Exons: 2
Coding region: 492-902 (136 amino acids)
Cellular component (GO): extracellular region
Molecular function (GO): hormone activity
Source: RefSeq, a predicted model, not a curated record